UGUUAAAUCAAAGUCAAAUCUUAUAUUGAAUUUAAUAGAAAUUUUAAUUAUUUUAAAUCAUCCCGUUUAAAGAUUUUUAUCAUGUCUAUCGUAAAAAUAGUUCACCACGAUGAAGUUAUUUACACUAUAUUGGAUAAACCUCCCCCAGAGCCACCAAAGACACCAAGGUAUGAAUCGCAAUUGGAGAAACAACUUAAAGAGAUGAAGAUACCGCAGCUGCGGCGAACUUUUGGAUAUGCAGAGACACCAUUGAAAGUCCCCGAUCAGUUUUUAAAGAAAGGAGAGGGACUUGGUCAACCAAUGAAAAAGUCUGAUCACAAAUGCAUUGCAAGUGGAAGUCUACCACCAGUGCCAAAGUGUCCUCCACCUGGGAAAAAACCCGAGAAACCGAAAACUAAUUUCAGAGUCCUUAACAUCAAGAAAGUAAUAAAGACGAAGCCCUUACUCGUAGAACCGAGGUUGGUAGAUACUAGAGAUGGUCAUACGAAAAAGAUAAAAGGCUCCGGAGAAGUCCCAGAAUUUUGCUUAAGAAAGGACUUUGGACAAAUGCCUGAAUAUUUAGUUAAAAGAAAUAGACGAAUACAAAAGGAGUUGGAUAAAAUUAGAUACGCCGAAGAGAAUAAGGAGAGCCUAUGUAAGCUUAUUAACGAAGAAGAGAGAUUGGAACUGCUGAAAGACUUAAAAUACAAUUGGCAGCUACUACAGAAAGCUUUCCUGCAACUCCCAAUAUUAACAGAUACCAUUCCAAAAAUACAUCGAAAGACGAAAAUGGAGCAAGAGUUAAAACAAUUGGAAAAAGACAUAGCAUUAGUAGAAUCUAAUCCUUACAUUUAUAUCUAUGAAUAA
Bicyclus anynana (squinting bush brown) is the source of this 846-nucleotide messenger RNA. RefSeq names its product enkurin. Bases 82 to 846 code for a protein of 254 amino acids. The record is from RefSeq and is a predicted model, not a curated record. Gene Ontology annotation, cellular component: acrosomal vesicle. The transcript is spliced from 4 exons. Lineage: Eukaryota; Metazoa; Arthropoda; Insecta; Lepidoptera; Nymphalidae. Gene Ontology annotation, molecular function: calmodulin binding.